Achroia grisella is the source of this 531-nucleotide messenger RNA. RefSeq lists its product as uncharacterized. The record is from RefSeq and is a predicted model, not a curated record. NCBI's taxonomy places the organism in Eukaryota, Metazoa, Arthropoda, Insecta, Lepidoptera, Pyralidae. The coding region runs from base 96 to 521 and encodes 141 amino acids. The transcript is spliced from 3 exons.
CACGAAUCAACACGUAAAUAAUUUAGACAAUAAGGAAUCCUCCUUUACAAGUGUUAUACCUAUCAAAUAUUAUUUCGUUCAGUGUCGUGUUAAAAAUGAGUCUCAUAAAACAUAUUUUCAUUUGGAUGACCGUAUCUUCGCUAUUCUUGGGAUCACUAGGAGACGAAGAAAAUGUGGCAUCAGCUUCGCCCCCUCAUUGCACUGUAAUAACUAAAGCUACGGACUACGCUUACAAAUAUAGAUUUGAUUAUCCACUGAUGUAUAUUCCGUCGGGCCAGCCGGAAGCUUAUCAAAAGAUGUAUUGCAUUUACCCACCAACUGUAAACAAAGCGUCAGCGACGGUGUGCGACUGGGCUGCUCCUCCACAAGUACAAUUCACACUCGGCGAUGAUUAUUUGCACGUGGUGCGCCAGGAUCCGACGGGGAAAUUCCUUGGAAACGCUCUCAUAACUACAUAUCAGUUCUGUAGCCACAAUAUAUCACACGUACAAACCGUAGAAGAAGUCGCAAACAGUAUAUAAUGUUAAAUUA